Panicum hallii is the source of this 1735-nucleotide messenger RNA. RefSeq names its product WD repeat-containing protein LWD1. Gene Ontology annotation, cellular component: nucleus. The record is from RefSeq and is a predicted model, not a curated record. The transcript has a single exon. Lineage: Eukaryota; Viridiplantae; Streptophyta; Magnoliopsida; Poales; Poaceae. The coding region runs from base 107 to 1357 and encodes 416 amino acids. Gene Ontology annotation, molecular function: protein binding.
CCCCCCCCCCCCCCCCCCAAAUCCACCGCGCUUGCCCUAUCCACCUCAAUUCCCUUCCUCCCGUGGCGGCGGCGGCGGCGGCGGCGGCGGCGAAGGCGGCGGGGCCAUGGGCGGGGGCGGUGACGGCGACGCGUGGGCGGAUCAGGAGCAGGGCAACGGCGGGGGCAGCCGCGGCGGGGGCGCCGGCGGCGGCGGCGGGGAGGCCAAGCGGUCGGAGAUCUACACCUACGAGGCCGGCUGGCACAUCUACGCCAUGAACUGGAGCGUGCGCCGCGACAAGAAGUACCGCCUCGCCAUGGCCAGCCUCCUCGAGCAGGUCCCCAACCGCGUCGAGGUCGUCCAGCUCGACGAGGCCUCGGGCGACAUCGCCCCCGUCCUCGCCUUCGACCACCAGUACCCGCCCACCAAGACCAUGUUCAUCCCGGACCCGCACGCGCUCCGCCCCGACCUGCUCGCCACCUCCGCCGACCACCUCCGCAUCUGGCGCAUCCCCUCCGCCGACGACGCCGACGGCGACGCCCCCUCCGCCAACAACUCCGGCUCCGUCCGCUGCAACGGCGCCCCGCAGCCGGGCGUCGAGCUCCGCUGCGAGCUCAACGGCAAUCGCAACAGCGACUACUGCGGCCCGCUCACCUCCUUCGACUGGAACGACGCCGACCCGCGCCGCAUCGGCACCUCCUCCAUCGACACCACCUGCACCAUCUGGGACGUCGAGCGCGAGGCCGUCGACACCCAGCUCAUCGCCCACGACAAGGAGGUCUACGACAUCGCCUGGGGUGGCGCUGGUGUCUUUGCCUCCGUCUCCGCUGAUGGCUCUGUCCGUGUCUUUGACCUCCGUGACAAGGAGCAUUCCACAAUCAUCUACGAGUCUGGUUCAGGCGGUGGCGGCGGCGGCUCCAAUUCUGGUGCUGGAGAUGGCGGGGCUGCAUCGCCAACACCGCUCGUCAGGUUGGGCUGGAACAAGCAGGACCCAAGGUACAUGGCCACCAUCAUCAUGGAUAGCCCCAAGGUCGUAGUGCUUGAUAUCCGCUACCCGACACUGCCUGUGGUAGAGCUGCAUCGUCACCAUGCGCCUGUCAAUGCCAUCGCUUGGGCGCCUCACUCUUCAUGCCACAUCUGCACAGCUGGGGAUGACAUGCAGGCGCUGAUAUGGGACCUAUCAUCCAUGGGCACUGGGAGCAACGGCGGCAACAAUGGAAAUGGUAAUGCUGCUGCAGCUGCAGCAGCAGAGGGUGGCCUGGAUCCCAUUUUGGCAUAUACGGCAGGAGCAGAGAUUGAGCAGCUGCAGUGGUCGGCGACCCAGCCUGACUGGGUUGCUAUUGCAUUUGCCAAUAAACUUCAGAUUCUCAGGGUCUGAUUGCCUAAUUCCACCUGGUUCACUGAGAAGAGUUAAAAACAAAUGGCAAACUUGGAUGGUGAGGUUAGGCCAUGGGAGGAGGAUAAUCUAUGCUGUGCACAACUGAUAUUCAAUGGUGGGUUGUUUCUAGUGAUAGAACAGAAGAUUUGCUAGUUAGAAGCUGGAAUUGGCAAACUUGGUUUGUAGAUUAAAGUAGCUGCUAUGGUAAUAGUGUUGAUGAUAAUGGGAAUUUAAGUUAGCUUUCGCUUUGUGCUAGCAUGUUCUGCAUCUGCUCAGUAGCGUGUAGAUUCACAACUUAACUUGCUCGUUGAACUUGCAAUGGUCAUAUGUGCCCAUUAAGGCCAUAACCGAUAAGCAUUCUUAUGUGUGUUGCUGUUA